Molecule: messenger RNA, 4287 nt
Organism: Brugia malayi
Lineage: Eukaryota; Metazoa; Nematoda; Chromadorea; Rhabditida; Onchocercidae
Gene: Bma-cid-1
Exons: 29
Coding region: 1-4287 (1428 amino acids)
Molecular function (GO): RNA uridylyltransferase activity; zinc ion binding; nucleic acid binding
Source: RefSeq, a predicted model, not a curated record
AUGGGAUCUGCAAUAGCACAAGGUUCGAGUAAUUCGAAGCGCACUGCUGCAGAUCAGAAGGAGAAACAAAAGACAACGAUCAAUAGCGACUCAUUGAUUGUCUCACAAAAGAGUCGGAUGGCGAGUCAGAAAAUUUCGAAAAAUAUCAGUAAUCGAAAAAGGACUCGAAAAAAGCGAACAUCAGUUAUUUCUGCAACGAGUAGUGCGCUUGAUGCAUCUCUGAGUAGAUUUGAAAACAUGUCUAUCCAACGCGAAAAUGUUUUUGGACAUACGGAAAUGCAGUCUGCAACUCAGGAUAACGGUCAUUUGAAUUGGAAAGUGAACGAUAUGUCGUCUGAAAUGAAUUCAGAAGUUCGUAACUUUUGGGAACAUCCAGACUUGGGUUCUUCUCACGAAAAACGCUCCAAAAGGAACAAGCUGAAAAAUUCCUCGUUUCGUUUGGUAACUCUUGCUGCAAGUACUUCCGUAAAUGAACAUGCAAAUGCUGUUGCAAGAUGCAAUGAGCCAGAUGUAAUAUCAUUAAGUGGUAAGGAAGGGAGUGAGAAUCUGGAAGAUGAUGCUGAAUUUACUUUAGUCGAAAAGGAUAAUGAUUUCAGUACGGAAUUACAAACUGCACCGCUAGUCAGCAAAGCAGUUCUAAAUUCUUUAACUGCUUCUAACGAAUUAGAAAGAAGCAAACUUGUAAAUAAUGCAGUUUCUGAGAAAACUAAUAAUGCCAGUGUUUUAGAAAAUGAAGGCAAUAGUCUAAUUCUAAGAAACAAGGAACAAAUGAAAUUGGAUGUAGUUUGCAAAGAGAAGAAACAGUUCACCACCAAAGUACCAUUAAGAAGUGGUCCACUUUUGAUUCGAAAAGAUUCUUUCGAUGGAUUUAAUUUAAUCCCUGGCACGCAUAAGUUUAUUCAAAAUGGCGAAAUAGAGGUGAAAAUUGAAAAGCCAAAAGGGAAGGAUUUUAUUCAACUCAUUUUAUUUGAAUGCUGUGGCCCGUUGGAAGAUCCUAAACAAGUCACUCGAGGUGGAUACAAGAUAUGUGCAUCAGCUGUAUUACAUGAGAAUACAUCUGUGGAAGUAAUACGUGCGGCGCUUAUUGACUUAGCUGAACAACUUGAGCGAAUAUCUCGUGAUUCGUUUUAUGGUGGCGAAAAGUUAUCUUAUUCGGUGAGUAAAUACUCUUUGUCUUACUUGGAGAAGCAGUACAUUUAUCCGCUGAAAAAGAAAUCUUCAAGUUUCCCACGAGCUCUCUACUACUGUCAAUUAUGCAAGUAUCAUAUCUGUUCAAUUUCUCAAGCAGUAACGCAUUUCUUGGCACAAGAACACAUUGACAACAAGGAAAAGGCAGAGUCGCUUAAAAAGCUGGCAUGUUUGCCAGGUCCGGUCAGGGAGCAGAUGUUCAAAGUAGACCAAAUCAUUCGAGAAUUAUACAUUUUCACUGGACUUACGGAUGUACGGUGUGAAGUUGGGUCACAAAUCGCGAAUUUAUUAUCAGAUUUUUUACAAAACAAAGCUCACAGAAAUUAUUCGGUGAUGGUUUAUGGCUCAUAUCUGACAAGGCUAGCGACUGUGCAUAGCAAUCUGAAUUUAUCACUGAUUUUUCCACUGGAAUACUCACUUGGUCAUGCAUUGUCAGAGGUCAUGGAAGUUCUAAAUGAUACAGCAUUAGAGAAAAGCUUUACUGUUCAUUCUAUAACUCCUGAUUUUCAACGUCCGGAUCCUUCGAUUCACUGCACUGUAAACUCCGUUGCCGUUGUUAUUACAGCAAAUUGCGUUCGACAGCAGCGUGCUACCCAGCUUGUUAAUUUAUAUUGUACAAUUUGUUCACAAUUCAGGAUUCUCGCUACUAUCUUCCGUUCAUGGGCGAACCUGUGUUCGUUGACCAAUGUACAGUUGGGUGGUAUACCGAAAUUUGCUUUUGAUAUUAUAUUAAUUUACUAUCUGCAGCGCAAGGGAUUACUUCCUUUCGUCUUCGAGAUUCUAAGUGAAGAAGAAAUGCUACUGCUAGACAGUGAAAGUCUCGACUUUGACCAUCAAGUGGAUAAGAUAAAUACUGGUUUCGGUACUGGCAGUGAAAAAUGGAAUUUCGGCGAAAUUUGGAUUGAUUUAUUCCGUUAUUACGCUAUUGAACAUCCUAUUGAAGAACUAAUACAAAUACGUUUGAGAAAAAGAUAUUUGUCAGAAGACUGUACGCGUUGGAGCAAAAAACGGCUUGCCGUCGAAGACCCAUUUGCUCCGUAUCACAUAAUGCAACCACAGCAGCGCAUAAAUGGUUAUUUCUCAAGUUGCUUUUUGUUUACUUAUUUUCAUUUUGCUUUGCCGCGCACUAUUGUUUGUUCGCUAAUUCCAUAUUCCGUUAUAACACCCGGAACUGUUGCUGUGCAGACGAAAAAGAGAAGAAAACACAGGUCGAGAAGAACCACGCUGUUGAACGGUUCUUGUUCUGAUGAAGCUGCAGCAAAUAAUAAUCAGCAAAUAAACAAAGGUGAUUUGGAUGACGUCGAUAAUUUAUAUCAAGAUGCAACUCUAGAGGCUAUCAGGUUAGAGACCGAUGUGAGCCCGCAAGGAAUUUCUGAAGUAACCGAAACUAGAUUGGAAGAUGUGAACCAAAUCUGGACAAACAAGGAUGUGAACGAUGAAAAUUCAUUACUAUAUGGGGAACACAAGGAUUUAGAAAUGUCAUUUUCUGAUCCUGUUACUUCGUGCCUGGAUUUGCAUACGUCUCAUAGUGAUUUGCAAAGAGAUGAUGCUGGUGAGACGUGUUGCGACCGUAAUGUGACGUCAACUUUCCAACAGCAUGGUAUCCACUUCAAGGAGCUUCCUUCACGAAUGAAAGCAUUCAAAUUGUCGGCGGCUGCUGUCCAAAAUUGCGGAAAUUUAUACAUCAAGGGAGAAUAUGAAGGAAGAGAAUUGGCUGGGAACAGGCUUGCAAAUGCUUCGAUUUUGAAUAUUAAAUUUCAUGAUUAUGACGAAAUGGCUAUUCGCAAGUUAUGGUUGACUUUAAAUAAUAAUGAUUAUGAUUAUCCGUGGGCUUUGCACUUCUUCACGGGCGGAUUGGAACCAGUGGCACGGUGCACAUGUUGUAAUGCAGAUGGUCAUUUGCGUGAGAACUGUCCUGAACUUGUGAUUCCAGAACCCAAAAAUUUCCCACCAAUGACCAAUGCACAAAAGAAAAUAAUUAAUCUUAUCAUCUUCGAUAUUUUCAAUACAAUGAGAAUAAGACCCUAUUAUGUGCAUCAUAUGUCAGCACUCUGCCGCGAACUUGAAGGUUUUCUUCGACGUUUUUAUCGUACUGAUUGUCAUCUUUCAUUGUUUGGUUCAGCUGGAAAUGGAUUCGGUCUUUUAGGUUCAGAUGCUGAUAUCUGUCUUCAGUUCGGACCAGGAGUGAGGCCUGAAGAUAUCGAUUCGGUGGAAGUCAUAAAUAAAAUAGCGGAAGUGAUUCGUAAAAUGCCUAAUGUUGUAUAUGUCUGCGAAAUCCCACAUGCUAAAGUACCAAUCGUAAAGUUUCGUUGCCGUAAUCAUUAUAAUCUUGAGGCAGAUGUGUCGCUAUAUAACGUGCUAGCGUUAGAGAAUACACGCUUGCUACGGACGUACAGUAAGCUUGAUCGUCGAAUACAUCAGUUAGGAAUAAUGACUAAAAUAUGGGCUAAAAACUGCGAAAUUGGAAAUGCAUCGAAAGGAAGCCUAUCAUCCUAUUCAUAUAUCAUCAUGCUUAUUCAUUAUCUUCAACGAACAGAUCCACCAGUCGCUCCAUUCCUCCAGGAAGUAGCACCGCCUGGAAGAUGUAGAGAACCAAUAAUAAUUGAUAACUGCGAUGUGUACUUUUGUAACUUUGAAGAUUUGGAAUGGACAGUCCACAAUCGCUUAACUGUUGGAGAAUUGUGGAUAGGCUUUCUGGAUUAUUUCGCGACGAAAUUUGAUUUUACACGAGAAGUUGUACAAAUUCGACAAACUCCACCGCUAAUGAAGUUGGACAAAGGCUGGCAAUCCAGACCAAUCGCUAUUGAAGAUCCAUUUGAUCUCAGUCAUAAUCUUUCCUCUGGUGUUCAUUCCAAAACAAUGGCAUAUAUACAGAAAUCAUUUAUACAAAGUCGGGAAAAAUUUAAUACCUUAUCGGUCGUCCCAAAUUCAAAACUAAAUCACAAUUCACUUGUACUGUAUGCGUCUCUCCUGCUUUCAAGCUGUCGUGUGGGCAAUGGUCCUCCAUUGGAUCGCAACUGUUGCCACCGAUGUCGACAGGUUGGACAUUUUGUGAUGGAUUGUCCUUUGGGAAUAAAAGAUAAGAAACGAAAUAAGUAA